UGAUGUCAGCGAACAAGAAGACAUGGCGCAGGUAGACAAGACAUAUGACAGUCUUCAGAAGUUGGUGGGAGAUGUUUGUAACAAGUUGAAGGAAAACACUCGCACGUCACAUCUCCAAAUGAGGAAUUCAUUACGUCACGUGAAGACUGGCCUUAGCAACCGUCUAGGGAAAGUGACGUCACACAAACACAUUGUAACCCGAGUCACGGCAGUGUCAACAAGUCCUGCACUGAUACACAUGAUACAGGCUCUGACAGACAGGGUCAACAGCCUUGACCUCAGCACCGACUUGCAAGGACACGUGUGGGUGAAGCCCAUGUCUAGUGUAGAGUGUUAUCAAGAAGUUGUGAGACGGGUAGAAGGUGAUCUCCUGAUGUUAAAGCAGCAAAAGACAGACUCAGAGUUGGUUGCACAGCCACCAGUCCUUGUGUUCCACGACAACUGCGGAAUAAACAUUCGUCUGACAAACGGUAACAGGACCGCGGAGAAGAUAAAACUGAGUACCAUCCUUGACGGGGGGGUUGUGUCACGUGACCCUAUGUUAGCGAACGUCUUGUAUGAAGUCACAGUUGACGCAGGAACAGGUAGAUACAACGCGCUAUUUCUGGGUGUGACAAGAAUUUCUCCUGCAUGCUUCACUGUGACACAGUGGCCUAUAGUCGUGGAUGACUCCGUUAUCGUCGGGCCCAGUUUGGUCAGCUACCAGCAGAAAUUUGUGCCGACAUCGCUCGGAGAAGGUCUCAAGAAACUUAAAGUCGGGAGUCGAGUCGGGGUACUGGUGACCUCGUCAAACGACCUUCACAUCUACAUCAACGGACAGGACCAGGGCGUUGUAGCAAUGAAUGUUACACAACCCUGGUUUGCUGUCUUUGCUAUUGGCAGCUCAUAUAGUAAGGUGACAGCCCUUCCUACAUCUAGGAAUACAUAACGAAUAUCAGAGAACAAAGAGGCUGAGACAGUCAAACUGACGAUGGCAUCAACCUGGACGUUGAUAUUACCAAUAAGAACUCGAGUGAAUUUGCUUAGCAAGUAUGUUAAAGAAACUCGUUAUAAAUAAAAUCUAAUGAUAUUUAAAUUUCUAUAUCGAGUAUACUUGUUGUAUUUUCUUCUUACGCUUGUAUUCUUUAGUACAGGACAUACGGACAGCAUGUACAUCAUAUGGCCUAACUUAAAAAUGUUUAUAAAAGUUGAAUUUUUGAAUUACUCUUUCUGGAUUUUCAUAAACUGUAUACAGAAGCGGAUAAGUUAAUACAUACUUAUAUGACAACCAAAACUCAGAUGUACAAAUAACGAUACACAGACAAUGACAUGAUCUGUCUAAUGUGUCUUUUCCGCUUGUAUUUUCAAUUACGUAUAAGCUAUUGUCUCACAUGGAGAUAAACA
Messenger RNA from Pomacea canaliculata, 1383 nucleotides. Its product is annotated as neuralized-like protein 4. NCBI's taxonomy places the organism in Eukaryota, Metazoa, Mollusca, Gastropoda, Architaenioglossa, Ampullariidae. The record is from RefSeq and is a predicted model, not a curated record. The transcript is spliced from 5 exons. The coding region runs from base 23 to 928 and encodes 301 amino acids.